AUGGCGUCUGAGACAACGAAUCUACAUGUAUUAUCCAGGUGCCGCCUCCAUUUCACGGUGGCCUUGAUCCUGUCGGCCACGCUUUUGCAGAAAAUCACCAACCCCGGGAAAGGAGCCAUAACUGCUGUAAGACACCUCAUUUCUACUCUGACCGGUGACAUGGCACUAUCUGGGUCGGCGAGACGUCCAUUGAGCUUCGGGUACCCUGCUGCCACGUUGAAUCCUGACAAUAACGGGUGGAUGUUCUUCAUACAACCAAGCUCUCUCCUCGAGAGUCCGUUCUGGCUGUACAUCAACAUCGUGAACAUUUAG
This is a messenger RNA of Colletotrichum lupini, 312 nucleotides long. RefSeq lists its product as uncharacterized. The transcript has 2 exons. The coding region runs from base 1 to 312 and encodes 103 amino acids. Lineage: Eukaryota; Fungi; Ascomycota; Sordariomycetes; Glomerellales; Glomerellaceae. The record is from RefSeq and is a predicted model, not a curated record.